UGCCGCGCGGUGCUGUCGCACGGAUUUUUCACGCGGAGUGCAACGCGAAGGUUUACAUCAAAAGGAUUGUGCACGGGAGUUCCGGCUCGCCGGCAUCGUCCUCGGGAAACGGAUACGACUACGAUCGCGAGGUAAUAGCGGCCGGUUCAAAAAUUACUUGAUGCGCUGAGGAUGCGCCGUGAUUUCUGCAACGGUGGGCUUGCCUGCGCCGUUGUGUGGGUGUCAACUUGUCUGCUGCUUGUCCUUUCGCUGUCGACAUCGACCAUCGCCGAGCCAUUGCUGAAAGUCGCCGGUCGAUGUCCGUCCCUCGUUGAACAGAACGUGUGUCCAUCGAGAGCACCAGCCUGCGAGAAUGACUACCAAUGUCAAGGCACGGAGGAACGUUGCUGCAAGACUGCGUGUGGUCUCCGCUGCGUCUCAGGCGAGUUAACUGGAUGCGAGCAGUUGGAGUUGGCGGCUGUGAGGAGAUCGCGGGCCCUCGGCGUUCGGGGUCCCCAACAGUUCAUUCCGCGAUGCAACAAUGAGACCGGCGAAUUCGAGAGGAUACAAUGCGAGCCGCACAGUCGCAGUUGCUGGUGCGUCGACGAGAUCGGCGCCGAGAUCCCCGGCACCAGGGCGCCCAGCAAGAGUGUCGUCGACUGCGACCAACCUCAUAGUUGUCCAGCUCACAGCUGUCGGAUGCUCUGUCCUUUGGGAUUCGAAAUCAAUGAGGUCACCGGUUGUCCCAAAUGUGAGUGCAGGGAUCCCUGUCGCGGCGUUACCUGUCCAGGAAUUGGACAAACAUGCGAAUUAAUCACUGUGAAUUGUAUUCGAGAACCAUGUCCUCCAGUACCCAGCUGUCGGAAGACCAGGUCCUUAUCGACAAUUUGUCCGGCAGGCGAACCUUUGCAGAUCACUGAUUCACCGCGGCCGUUUCUUUGCGGCGACACUCCAGGUAAACCAACUUGUCCGCCAAUGUACAGCUGCCUGGUGGAGUACAAACAAGAAUACGGAGUCUGCUGUCCGGCCAGCGUGAAGAUACAGCGACCCGGUACAUGUCCCGCGGAGGAAUCGAUGAUGAAUUCGUGCGGGCCCACCUGUCGCUAUGACCUCGACUGUCCCGGGCCUCAAAAGUGCUGUAACAACAAGAAUUGCGGCGGUAACGUAUGCAUGAUACCUGGGGAUCUUACCGCAUGCCAUCGCGACCGCAUGCUUGCCGAGAUACUCAGUGUCUCCGAGCGUCAGGGUCGCGGUUACAUUCCGCAGUGCAUGGAAGAUGGAAGUUUCCAAUCGAGACAAUGCUCAAGAAAUGGCCUCGUCUGCUGGUGCGUAGACGGUGACGGUAGAAAAAUAUCCGGCUCUAUGGGGCCCGCCGAAAAGAUUGAUUGUAGAUCGAUAAGCAAAGCACGUUCGCUUCCGGCAUCUUGCACGUCUCAACAAUGCGCCCAAGUUUGCCAAUACGGCUUUAAAACGGACGCUUCCGGUUGCUCGACUUGCGAAUGUGAUGAUCCAUGCGAAGGAUUUCCGUGCCCUGAAGGGCAAGAAUGUAUUUUAAAGCAGGAGAAUAGCUGUCCCGAUUUUCUAUGUCCUACAAAACCGGAAUGUAAACCCAGAAAGACCUAUAAGAGUCCUUGUACUGUCGGUGCACCGCUGAUCGAUCAAGAUGGAAAUGCCGCAACUUGUUCUACAAACGAAACUUGCCCUGACAGUUACAAAUGCACGAUGGUACAGGAAGCCGAUCAAUCGGUGUGCUGUAUGGAAACAUCCAACUCUGCAAAGGCACCCACAAUGUGCGAGUAUUUGCGAGAUUUUAACGAUCGUAUGGAGGGUACGAGGGAAGGAAUGUCCCUGGCAAUCCCAGCACCUCAGUGCGAGGAGGAUGGUGAUUACAAGUCUUUGCAAUGUUACAACAGUACCAGCUGUAAAUGCGUGAACCAUCGCGGAGUGAUCUUAAAGUCCGGCCUGGAUUCAGUCGCUUCAAUGGACUGUGAAGCCAUCAGGGAACUCACACAGAUUUGUAAGCGUUUGUACUGCAAUCUGAUCUGUCCGUACGGCUACGAAGUGGACGCAACUGGUUGUGAGCAGUGUCGUUGUCAUGAGCCAUGCCGCGAUGUCACCUGCGAUUCGCAUGAGACCUGCACGAUGAUUGACGUCAACUGUGGCCCGAACGAAUACUGUCCAGCGGUGCCGGCAUGUCUUACGACGAAACCGGGCCAGUGCCCGUACCUCGUGCCGAGCUCAUCGAGCUGCGAGCUGCAGUGCAGCAAUGAUCAGGAGUGCUCAUCCGGCGAUAAAUGUUGCUCGACCGGUUGCGGUACGCAAUGCGUGGCGCCGGUCAUGGCCACGGCUUGCCAGCAUGCUCGCGCGGUCGCCGAGCAUGCUGCCAGAGAAUCAGGCGAGCCCGCGAGAAGGACUUAUAUACCCAGGUGUGACUCCAACGGCGCGUUUGAGCCAGUGCAAUGCCACAACGGUUUGUGUUGGUGCGUAGAUGAAGAAGGCAAGGAAGCGGCGGGUACUCGGGUCCUCGAAGGAAUCGUGCCGCGUUGUAACACACCCUUGAGAUGCCCAGAAAUCGAUUGCAAGCUCGACUGUCCGGAUGGAUUUGAACUGAACGCAGACACAGGUUGCCCGACGUGCUCAUGCCGCGACCCGUGUCGCAGCGUAACUUGCCGCGGCGAGAACGAGGCGUGCCGGAUGGUAGAGGUCGCGUGUAGUGCACCACCGUGUCCCCCGGUACCAGUCUGCUUACCGAAGAAGGACAACCCGUGCCCGAAUAGUUCGCCGUUGCUCGAGCAAAACGGCUCGAUCGCCACUUGUGGACCACAUGGUCAUCAUUGCCCUUCGACGCACAAAUGCGAGCUGUCGCCAUUGGACGAAUACGCAGUGUGCUGUCCGAAACCGCGUGAGAUCUGCUUCGAGCCACCCCGAAGAAUACCAUGCAAUCCGAGCGUUGGCUUCAAUGAGACCGAGAGAUGGUUCUUUGAUCCGGAGCGCAAUGAAUGCCGGCGCAAAAACGAGUGCACCGUCGGCCACAACGACUUCUCCAGUCGACUGGUGUGCGAUACAGUAUGUCCUGUAUUGUCGCAGUGCGAGAGGUUGCGCGAGAAGAAUCUGAAGCGGUCGCAACGACUCAAGCAGCCCACUUUCCUGCCCAAGUGCAAUCCUGAUAGUGGAACGUGGGAACCGGUGCAGUGUCUGGAGCACGUUGGUGUCUGCUGGUGCGUGAAUCGUAAGGGCCAGCCAAUUAAGGGUUCGCUCACUCGAACCGCCGAGCCAAAGUGUAACUUCCGGCAAGCAAGACGCGGCGGCAGAAGACCAGAGUCGCAGGAGAUAGACCGUGAGAUUCAAGCGAUUAUGGAGGACGCUCUGCUGAACUUGGAAACGGACGAACGACAAACAGGAAAGAUUCUCGGGACUAGAUGUCAGGCGAUGAAGAACAAAGGUCACGUGCCUACGAUAUGCGAUCCACAGGGUAGAUUUGAGCCUACACAAUGCGCUGGUGAUACUUGCUGGUGCGUGGAUGAAGCUGGCAAUCAACUAAUUGGAUCUGAGCCGUUUUUGAAGGGAACUAACAUUUGCCUACCCACUCCAGUCGAAGCUGUUGAAGUGACGUUACGUUUCCCCGGUCGAUUUCUCGCCAACGACGAGAAGCGAUUCGCUCGAGAGGCCGAGAAUUUUCUGCAUGAACUAGGUGCGAGACUCCGAAAAGACAUACGAGUAGAAAUCAAUCAGGAUUCGGCAAUCUUGAGUUUCGAGAUUGUCGGCACGAACAAAGUAGACGUGGCGUUCCAUUUGGAAGAGCUCACGCGAAUUCAGAAGUUAUCCUUGCUGGGUUCGUCUGCGGAUGCGACGACUUCACGUUUUACGCAUCGCUCUGUACCUAUGGCAACGCAGAGCCGGAUUGUCACACUGGAACAACGUGAGAUCCUCACGCAAAUGGAAUCGCCGUUUUAUCAAACAGCUACGAUCGUGCUCGCAGCGAGCAGCGCCUUCAUUAUUAGUAGUCUCGUUAUUCUACUAAUGUUGUACCGCAAAAAGAUGAAGCUAAAGGAUCCCUCGAAAAUGUUUCCAAUGGAUCAACACUUCCUCGCUUAUAAUCAACAGCCGGUUUACGUGAUAUCAGGAUCGGAGCAGAAUGAGAAAGAAAAGGAAGCUGCGGCACAGCAGAAGCUAGAGAAUAUUCAUACAUCGGACACUAUUGUCGGAGCAUAAAACGAUUCGCUUUUUACAUAGAUAAUUUCCAUCUUGUACGAUAGUGAUUCUUAAAUUUCUUUUUCCAGGUGUACUCAAAUUAUAACAAUCGAUAAUUCUUUAAUUUUUAUACCUUUUUCUAUAUCUGUAACA
Messenger RNA from Atta colombica, 4323 nucleotides. RefSeq names its product cysteine-rich motor neuron 1 protein-like. The transcript has 9 exons. Gene Ontology annotation, cellular component: extracellular region; basement membrane. Gene Ontology annotation, molecular function: serine-type endopeptidase inhibitor activity. The coding region runs from base 172 to 4191 and encodes 1339 amino acids. The record is from RefSeq and is a predicted model, not a curated record. Lineage: Eukaryota; Metazoa; Arthropoda; Insecta; Hymenoptera; Formicidae. Gene Ontology annotation, biological process: cell-matrix adhesion.